ACCUGUGUAGAAAUUUAAUGUCAACAAAACACAACUGGUAGUUUAUGGGAAUUUAGAGUACAUAUAUUAAAAUGUUAUUUCAGCAAAACCGAAGUAACGUGUAUCAUUAUUGUCGAAAUGAACGUUAUCUUUUACUGCAACAGACGCUACUUCGGCAGCUUUUCAGCUUUCACGUUUGACAGGUGGACCCUGUCCGAACAGCAGGGAAUUAUCUAGCUCCUUUUUAUAUAAUUUACUGUUUCCAUUUGUCCGGGGGCCCUGCCUCCUUCAUGUUUCGUCAGGAAUGUUCAUGCGUGUGUUGUAUUGAUAACGGGGGUGUGUUCCCUGCGUGACAUGUGAGAGGAUCGAUAGGGAGUAAACCAUCGCCGGGAAUGGAAAGGAAAGGAGUUUGUUAUGGCGGACCCAGAGGUGUCGACUCAGAGCGGCGGCUAUGACGUGGAGCUGUUUGUGGAAGCUCCGGACUACGACCUGAUCUGCACCAUUUGCCAGGGGGUCCUCAGGUGUCCUGUAAGAGCGGCAUGCCACCACAUUUUCUGCAAGAGAUGCAUCUUACAGUGGCUAAAAAGGCAGGAGACCUGCCCCUGCUGCAGGAAGCCGGUUAACCCGAGCCUGAUCUUUGUCAUGUUCAAGCUGAGCAAAUCUAUUGGCCGUAUGAAGAUCAAGUGUAAGAACGAGAUCCGUGGCUGCGACGAGACCUUCUCCCUCUCGGAGCAGUACUGCCACAGCAUGAGCUGCCUGUACGAGCUCAUCCCCUGCCCGUACCAGGGCUGCAGGGCGCAGCUCCUCCGCAGGGACCUGGAGACCCACGCGCGCCACUGCGAGCACUGGCGCCAGCCGUGCCACAUGGGCUGCGGCACGAUACUCUCCCACCACACCCAGACGCAGCACAACUGCUACAAGCAGCUGAGGCAGGAGUACGAGGCCAGGCAGAGGAACCACAGGGCCAUCGCCACCGCCCUCCAGAGGAAGAUGAGGCGGAUGCAGAGCACCAUGGCUCACAUGAAGAGGCAGAUAGGGCUCAUCUGCGAGAGCCUGGAGGUGAUGGACGACCUGCACGAGGUGGAGGAGGACGACCUCGGGGAGAGCAGUGGCAGCUCCGGCGGGACUCCAAGUAGCAACAGCAACGGCUGAGGGACGAGUCAGUGUUACUGGUUGGCUACUGCUGUGUAUAAUUUCGCGUGUUUUUUUUUAAUAUGUGGGUACAUUUAGAGAAUUUUCAGCAGCUUUGUAAAUAAAGUAUUUAACAUUA
This is a messenger RNA of Mugil cephalus (flathead mullet), 1249 nucleotides long. RefSeq names its product ring finger protein 151 (gene rnf151). NCBI's taxonomy places the organism in Eukaryota, Metazoa, Chordata, Actinopteri, Mugiliformes, Mugilidae. The record is from RefSeq and is a predicted model, not a curated record. The transcript is spliced from 4 exons. Gene Ontology annotation, biological process: positive regulation of JNK cascade; regulation of canonical NF-kappaB signal transduction. Gene Ontology annotation, molecular function: zinc ion binding. Gene Ontology annotation, cellular component: plasma membrane signaling receptor complex. The coding region runs from base 394 to 1131 and encodes 245 amino acids.